UGGGGGCGAGGAAGUGGAGCGAGCGAGAGAGUUUGGAGCGGUGGUGGUGGUGCAGGAUGGAGCCCUGUGUGGAGGAGCUGGAUGGGGGCAUGGCCGUCGUUAAGACAGAACGUGGUCACGAGGUGUGCUACCUGCACCAGGCCUGCACGAUGAUCCCCAGCUUCCUGGCUGAGAGGUUCGGCCCCUCCACUCUGCGCCUCGACGUCAGCUUCAACCUCAUCGACUCCCUGCACGGGCUGGACUCCUUCCCGGCUCUGGAGGAGCUCCUCCUGGACAGUAACGAGCUGACGGAGCACGUUGAGAUCCCUGUUCUGCCCUCGCUCCACACGCUCACCAUGAACAAGAACAGGGUGAGGGAACUACGCCCCCUGCUGGAGACGCUGGCGGUGUCAACGCCGGCGCUGCGCUACCUCAGCUUACUCGGGAACGCCGCUUGCCCCAACGAGCUGUCCGGGAUGGAGUGGGGAGAUGCGGACUAUCGGAUAUACAGGUGUGCUGUAGUGAAGGCUCUGCCCGGACUGCGCUUCUUGGACGCUCUCCCCGUGACGAAGGCCGAGCGGAGGGAAGCGGAGAGGCUGGGGCCGCGGAUAGACAAGGAGGAGGAGGCAGCGGUGGUGGUGCAGACAGAGAGACAGAGACGGACAGAAAGACAGCGCGGUCCGUACUCACCGCUGCCGGCCUCACAGCGACAACCCUCCGACCACAAAGGGGUGAUGGCUCACUGCCGCUACAUCUACCAGGGCAGGCAGUCAGAGGGAAACCGUUUCAUCUACGACGGGGACCUGUGAC
This is a messenger RNA of Petromyzon marinus (sea lamprey), 789 nucleotides long. NCBI's taxonomy places the organism in Eukaryota, Metazoa, Chordata, Hyperoartia, Petromyzontiformes, Petromyzontidae. The record is from RefSeq and is a predicted model, not a curated record.